UAUCCUCUCCCUGUGGAUGGUUUAUAAAGGGUGGUCACAGAAAAGGCUGAGCUCUGCGGCCACACGCGUUUGGAUUUUGCUCCUGCUCCCUCGAUCCUGUUCAGAAAGCUAAGGCCUCUUCGCCUCACAGAGUCACCAUGUCGGCCUUUGUGGGAAAAUACGCAGAUGAGCUGAUCAAGACCGCCAAGUACAUCGCGACGCCGGGCAAGGGCAUCCUCGCCGCCGACGAGUCCACGGGCACCAUCGGCAAGCGCCUGUCCAGCAUCAACGUGGAGAACGUGGAGUCCAACCGCCAGGCGCUCCGUGAGCUCCUCUUCACGGCGCCCGGCGCGUUCCAGUACCUCUCCGGCGUCAUCCUCUUCGAGGAGACCCUCUACCAGAAGACCUCCGACGGAAAGCCGUUCGUGGACGUGCUCAAUGCCGGCGGCGUCGUUCCCGGCAUCAAAGUGGACAAGGGCACCGUGGAGAUCGCCGGCACCAACGGCGAGACCACCACCCAGGGGCUGGACUCUCUUGGCGCGCGCUGCGCCAAGUACUACGAGGCCGGCGCGCGCUUCGCCAAGUGGCGCGCCGUGCUCAAGAUCGGCCCGGCCGGCGAGCCGUCCGAGCUUGCCGUCAAGCAGAACGCCGAGGGGCUAGCCCGGUACGCGCUGCUCUGCCAGGAGAACGGGCUCGUCCCCAUCGUCGAGCCCGAGAUCCUCACCGACGGUCACCACGACAUCAAGACCUGCGCCGCCGUCACCGAGCGCGUCCUGGCCGCCGUCUACAAGUCGCUCAACGACCACAAGGUCCUCCUCGAGGGCACGCUUCUCAAGCCCAAUAUGGUCACCCCCGGCUCCGACAGCCCCAAGGUCGGCGCGGAGGUGAUAGCGGAGUACACGGUGGCUGCGCUGCGGCGCACGGUGCCGCCGGCGGUGCCAGGGGUGGUGUUCCUCUCGGGCGGGCAAAGCGAGGAGGAGGCGACGCAGAACCUGAACGCCAUGAACAAGCUGGAGGUGCUCAAGCCCUGGACGCUGUCCUUCUCCUUCGGCCGCGCGCUGCAGCAGAGCACCCUCAAGAAGUGGGCCGGCAAGAAGGAGAACGUCGCCGCCGCGCAGGCCACCUUCCUCGUCCGGUGCAAGGCCAACUCCGAGGCCACCCUCGGGAAGUACGCCGGCGCCGGGGCCGGGGACGCCGCCGCCUCCGAGAGCUUGUACGUCAAGGGGUACAAGUACUAAGCCGCUACCUCGCCGGUGGCUGGGGUGCACGUCGCGGCGGCGCAGACAGCGUCGAGAUUCGUGCAAAUAUAUGUGCUUCAUCUAUUGUGUGCUAAAUUCUCUUCCCUCCCCUAGCUCCUAUUUAACCAAAAAACCGUGUCAAAAUGUUGAUCUGAGUGUAAUAUAUGGAUGUGACCUUUUUACUGAA
Messenger RNA from Phragmites australis (common reed), 1404 nucleotides. RefSeq names its product fructose-bisphosphate aldolase 5, cytosolic. Gene Ontology annotation, molecular function: fructose-bisphosphate aldolase activity. Gene Ontology annotation, biological process: fructose 1,6-bisphosphate metabolic process; glycolytic process. The coding region runs from base 138 to 1217 and encodes 359 amino acids. The record is from RefSeq and is a predicted model, not a curated record. NCBI's taxonomy places the organism in Eukaryota, Viridiplantae, Streptophyta, Magnoliopsida, Poales, Poaceae. Gene Ontology annotation, cellular component: cytosol. The transcript is spliced from 3 exons.